Aphanomyces invadans is the source of this 210-nucleotide messenger RNA. RefSeq lists its product as hypothetical. Bases 1 to 210 code for a protein of 69 amino acids. The transcript is spliced from 3 exons. NCBI's taxonomy places the organism in Eukaryota, Oomycota, Saprolegniomycetes, Saprolegniales, Verrucalvaceae. The record is from RefSeq and is a predicted model, not a curated record.
AUGAAGGCUCCAACAUUCGAAAAGAUGAUCCAGCGUGUAAUUGUCAUCGUCGAACCAAUUCUCUACGAGCAAUAUGUUAUGCCUGUCAACAUGACCCGUCAAGUCCAAGAAGGAAAGGUUUUUGCCAACUUUCCGUCAGCACUCUAUUCCAAGCACUACUUCUCGGGAAAGCACAAGCUUGACGGUCUGAAGCUCGAAAUCAGUUUCUGA